UUUAGAGCGACUAGAUUUCCCUAAAACUUUAUGAACUUGAGCUAAAGAGAUCAUAUAAGCUUGUUGUCAUACAUUGCACGUGUGAAUAAUCCUUUGUAUGUGAUUUGGAGUACAUCACUUUCAUCAUGAGUCUGAAAAGCAGAAGAUUCUCACUGGACAGCUUCUAUCCUGAUCGAAAUGGACAUUUUGCUGGGAGAAGAGGCAGCACCCUACCUAGCCGUAAGAAAUCUAUUCGGAGCCAAAGUCUGGAUGUUGCUGAAGAAGAGACCCAAAAGCUGCAUCAUGGUCUCAAUUCAAAAAUCUCCCUCAGGGACCAGACCAUAGCAGAGAAGAGCCUAAACAAAUCAGAUGGACUCAUAAACAGCGACAGCUUCCUGAAGCACAAUAAAAUCUUCCACAAACUGUUUGAAGAGAUUCCUGAGGGGGAGAGCCUGACUAAUUCUUUCACCUGUGCCCUGCAGAAGGAGGUGCUGUAUCAUGGAAAACUAUUUGUUUCUGAGAACCAUGUGUGUUUCCACUCAUCUGUUCUGCUCAAAGACACCAAGCUGGUGAUUCCUGUUUCCAGUGUCAGCAAGGUCAAGAAACACAACUCGGCUCUGUCUAUGCUGUCUAUUCAAACAUCCAGUGGACAGAAGUACUCAUUGGUGUCUAUGAGGAACCGUGACAAGUGUUAUGAACUCCUUGAAAGUGUCUGCUCACAUGCACAGGAGGGGAGUGCAAACAGCAGCCCACAUCUUUCCUCCGGAGAAAAUGAAACUCACAGUGAAAGGCUCUCCAGUCUUUCCAGUUUGGAGGACAGUGUAGAUCUUGAUUUGACCAGCAGCUAUCUCGACAACACCUUUCCUCAGAUGUCUAGUGAAGGUGGAGGUCCAAGUAGAUGCUGUUCCACCUGUCAAAACAGCCUAAUUGAAGAAGACCACAUAGAUGAGCCGAGGAUUUAUAGGGCCACUGAGAAAGUUGCACCACCUUCCCUCUUCAGAAAAAUGAAGAAUUUUGGCGCUCUCUUCUAUAUCUACAUGAUAAUGCUGUUGUUGCUGCUGUUGGCAUCUGGAUACAUCGGGCUAAGGAUUACAGCUCUGGAGGAGCAACUGAACUUUUUGGGAGCACUGUCUGAUUUAUCUUCACACUACAGAGAGUACCAGGAAAGAUAGCACUGGCAGCAAACUGAUGACAAAAGCAACUUAACACCAAAAUUCUGUCAGUUUUGUUCACAAUAUACAUUUAAAUAAAACAAGUGGUGAACUGCAUGGUAGACUGAUUGUGCUGGCAGAGAGUCAUCAGGACGUUUUCAGUUCGGAGCACACUGAUUCUCUGCUGACGGAUCAAAAACUGAAGGCAGGCUCUCCUGCACAAAAGCCAUAUGGAGGCAGCCUGCUGAAGACUUGUUUAUUUCCUGGCCAGUGAACAGCUGAGCUCAGCAAGCAGAAGUUGCUGGAGUCUUGGCUGUUUUUUUCCUUGAAUUAACACAAUCUAGAAGUGUGAGGACACACUGGAAUUGAACUCAGUUAAAAUAAAAGAAAUUAUGUUAUUGCUUUAUUAUACAUGUUAUAUUAUGAAUUCAAGAGUUCACAUAGUGAGUUCAGUGAUUUAAUUAAGUUGGAUGCUGUAACAUUAGUUAACCAGCAGAGGGCAUUCACUCCCAAUAAAUUCAUUAAACUUCAUUAAAUUUUUCAUUUUUUCAUAAAUUUACUGACUUUGCUCAGGAUUGAAAUGUUAAUAUUCGUCUACUGAUCACUUGCCAUCAAUAUAAAUAUUAAGGCUCAUUUAUAUUUUGCUGAGUGAUAAUUUUUCCAUGACCAAACUUAAGGAAAUUUAAGUGUUCCAACUGUGUUCAUGUGCACAUGAAGAUGUUCAAAUGAUACAUCUGCUCCUCCACUGUACUGAUUUAAAUAUGCAUGCAGUGUUUAGACAGAACUGCAGUUAUUUCAACCAUGACUUAUUCUGGUAGUUUGUUUUGUUUUGACAUACUGAAAGAAUUUUUCCUCUGUCAUGCAAUACAAAUAUUUUUGGCAUUGUGUACAUAGAUAUAUUGCAAUGAAUUUGGUUAAUUUAUGGAUUGAAAUCAAACUUGUCUCUUUGAUGUUUUGUACAUAAGUGAUUUUUAUUAUUUUGUUGUCCAUAAAAAGGUCAAGAUUCA
Messenger RNA from Melanotaenia boesemani (Boeseman's rainbowfish), 2137 nucleotides. Its product is annotated as GRAM domain-containing protein 2B-like. NCBI's taxonomy places the organism in Eukaryota, Metazoa, Chordata, Actinopteri, Atheriniformes, Melanotaeniidae. The transcript has 13 exons. The record is from RefSeq and is a predicted model, not a curated record. The coding region runs from base 126 to 1151 and encodes 341 amino acids.